AUGGCAGCAACCAGGGCUCUGCCUCCUGGUUUUGGGGAACUCGAGCUGCUGGCUGUAGGAACAGUCCUGCUGAUGGAAGCGCUCUCUGGCCUCAGCCUCAAUGGCCUGACCAUCUUCUCUUUCUGCAAGACUCCGGACCUGAGGACUCCCAGCAACCUGCUCAUACUGAGCCUGGCCCUGGCAGACACUGGGGUCAGCCUGAAUGCUCUUGUUGCAGCUGUGUCCAGCCUCCUUCGGAAGGGUCAUCUGCACAUUGUUUCCCGCAGGCGCUGGCCACAUGGUUCAGAGGGCUGCCAGGUUCAUGGUUUCCAGGGAUUUGCAACAGCACUGGCCAGCAUCUGUGGCAGUGCAGCCAUUGCCUGGGGACGCUAUCACCACUACUGCACCCGUACACAGUUGGCAUGGGACACGGCCAUCACUCUGGUGCUGUUUGUGUGGCUAUCAUCGGCCUUCUGGGCAUCCCUGCCCCUGAUGGGCUGGGGCCACUAUGACUAUGAGCCUGUGGGGACAUGCUGUACACUGGACUACUCGAGGGGUGACAGAAACUUUGUCAGUUUUCUCUUCACCAUGGCUUUUUUCAACUUCCUUGUACCCCUGUUCAUCACACACACGUCAUACCGGUUCAUGGAGCAGAAAUUCUCCAGGGGUGGUCGUCUCCAGGUGAAUACUACUCUUCCAGGCAGGAUGUUGCUGCUUGGCUGGGGUCCCUAUGCCCUCCUGUAUCUAUAUGCAGCCGUCGCAGAUGUGAGCCUCAUCUCUCCUAAACUACAGAUGGUGCCUGCCCUUAUUGCCAAAACUAUGCCCACAAUCAACGCCAUCAACUAUGCGCUGCACAGCGAGAUGGUCUGUAGAGGAUCCUGGCAGUGUCUGUCUCCACAAAAAAGCAAGAAGGACCGAACCAAGUGA
Messenger RNA from Apodemus sylvaticus (European woodmouse), 906 nucleotides. RefSeq names its product retinal G protein coupled receptor (gene Rgr). The record is from RefSeq and is a predicted model, not a curated record. Gene Ontology annotation, molecular function: G protein-coupled receptor activity. Gene Ontology annotation, biological process: phototransduction; G protein-coupled receptor signaling pathway; visual perception. The transcript is spliced from 7 exons. The coding region runs from base 1 to 906 and encodes 301 amino acids. Gene Ontology annotation, cellular component: membrane. Lineage: Eukaryota; Metazoa; Chordata; Mammalia; Rodentia; Muridae.